Molecule: messenger RNA, 1544 nt
Organism: Podarcis lilfordi (Lilford's wall lizard)
Lineage: Eukaryota; Metazoa; Chordata; Lepidosauria; Squamata; Lacertidae
Source: the annotation of a GenBank genome assembly
AUGGCUGCUUUUGAGGGUCACAUCCAGCGUCUCUGUGAUGAAGCCACUUGCUCCAUCUGCCUGGAUUACUUCAAGGAUCCAGUGACCAUCCCAGAGUGUGGGCACAACUUCUGCCGAUCCUGCUUGAUCCAGUGCUGGGGGGAAUCGGAGGCAGAGGCUUCCUGCCCUCAGUGCAGAGAAAGAGUCCAGAGAAGGAGCCUCGUCCCCAACCGGCAAUUGGCUAAUAUGGCAGAAAUAGCCAAGAAUCUCAGCCUUCAAGAGGGAAAGGAGGAAGGAGGGAAAGGAGGAGUCUGCGAGGAUCACCAGGAGCCCCUGAAGCUCUUUUGCAAGGAGGAUGAAGCCCCCAUCUGCGUGGUGUGUGAGAAAUCAAAGGAGCACAAACAUCACGAGGUGAUUCCUCUGAAGGAGGCUUUCCAGGAAUACAAGGUAGGAGAUCCCUGGAUCUUGAGGGGGGAGAAAUAGCUGUGGAUUCUUCUUGGGAGGUUUUCUUUUUAAUUCUCAGGUCCAAAGUAGGCAUGACAUGAAUUCAUCCUUGUUUAUUAUGUAUAAAGCAGCCCAGGGGAAGCCUGAGGGCUCCUGGGAUGGCUGGGAGGAGGGAGUUUAAGUCUUUCUCUCUUCCAGGGGAACAAAGGGAUCUCCCUUGAUAUCCCUGAGUAGCAUCUGCAAAGACUAGGUAGAAGUCUGUAAGCAAGGGGUGACCUAACUGGGUCCCUGAGCCCCACAGGGCUGGCACAGAAAAAAGGUAGCUGGUCCAGGGAGCCAUGGACCCAAAAAGGUUGAAAACCUCUGGACUUUUAUUUCCUUGAAUAAAUUGCUUUGCUAUUAUAGCAAGACCACUGGGCGCAAGAAGCCAGCACACUAUUCACCUCCUCUCUGUGUGUCUCAAUCAGACCUUAGUUUUCCCUUUUCUCUUUAGGGAGAGAUCUGUCGCCGCCUGGAGAUUCUGAGGAAAGAGAGAGAGGAAAUUCUGGCCCAUCAAGCAACCCUGGACAAGGAAUGCAAAGACCUCCUUGUAAGUGCCACUCUUAUUACUAGGGAGGGAACAAGCACUUGAAGAGUCGAGUCAGGACUGAGGAGGGAUGGGGAAAUCUGCCCAUUUCAACUUCUCCCCAUUUCUCCUUUUUCCAUAUCAGUCUGUUUAUUAACUCUGGUUAUGCCAUGCCCCAAAGCAUGCAGGGAACAUCCAUGGCUAGAAAAAAUGCUCCUUCCUUUAGGCUGUAUCCCUCUGCAAAACAGAAGUCAACAGAAAGUCAAUGAAGAGGGCUGCCCCUCAAAAUAAAGGUUUACUUCUUUAGUAACUGGAGAUUUCAUGUCUAUGAAAAAUCAGAAGUGUCGUCCCUGUAGAACUCUCACAAUUCUCUUCCUCAUGUUUUGAAGGCUGAUCACCUUCCACACUCAGACCUCCUCUUUUCUUGCAGAAAUUAACAGAAACUGAAGACUAUGGAGAAGUUCGGAGAACUGCGCCACUUCCUGGAAGAACAAGAAAAACGUCUGCUGACUCACGUGGAAGAGGUGGAGAAGGAGAUUGCAGGGAGAAGGGAUGA